Messenger RNA from Dothidotthia symphoricarpi CBS 119687, 526 nucleotides. RefSeq lists its product as uncharacterized. Lineage: Eukaryota; Fungi; Ascomycota; Dothideomycetes; Pleosporales; Dothidotthiaceae. The transcript has a single exon. The record is from RefSeq and is a predicted model, not a curated record. The coding region runs from base 102 to 443 and encodes 113 amino acids.
UUUAGCCUGGUACGACGUCCAGAGCGUCUCAAGUCUCGCGUCGUGCUGUACAUUUCGGGUCCAGCGAAUCUUGGGCGGUUAUUGAGCCUCAACGCUGGAGGAUGGCGUCCCACUACGCAGCAGAUCUGCCGCUGGCAAGUCUUCGCCUCCAAUCACUUCAUUCUGUACCCAGCUCAGGCUUUCGCUCCAACCAACGUGACUGGCGGUAUGAACGAAUCACAGAACGAGACCGUGAUCUGCGUGAGAAGCCAUCCAGUCUGGUAUAUAGGCGGCAAAGCAAUCGACUCUUCUCUAACGUUCCAGGAUCGUGUGUCCGCGCGACAGCAUUGCCUUUCUUCUCUUGUUGUCCUUGGUCUUUUCUUUCACCUACUCACUUGCUCCUUUACAUCACUAUCUAUCGUCAAUUCUUAUUGCUUUGCCUAUUGUCCACAUCGCAACUAUAACAACAAUAAUAACAACCUGUGUACUGUCUCGGCCUGGAGCCUGCGAUAAUUCCAGUUUGAAACCUGCUAUUUGAUUAUUCCAU